Molecule: messenger RNA, 1074 nt
Organism: Drosophila busckii
Lineage: Eukaryota; Metazoa; Arthropoda; Insecta; Diptera; Drosophilidae
Product: glycoprotein-N-acetylgalactosamine 3-beta-galactosyltransferase 1
Exons: 3
Coding region: 1-1074 (357 amino acids)
Cellular component (GO): membrane
Molecular function (GO): N-acetylgalactosaminide beta-1,3-galactosyltransferase activity
Source: RefSeq, a predicted model, not a curated record
AUGGGACUAUUUUUUUUACGAACCGAAUCAAGUUUUUUCAAAGAACGAACAUUCUUAACCCUUAUGGCAGGCCUUAUUAUGGGCUAUUUUUUAGCUCAACUAGUAUCCUAUACAUUAGUGUCCAAAACCCCACGUCCCAUUGGUAUUCAUAAACUAUUAAAACCAUUAAAUGCAUUUAUUCAUCCGCUGAAUUCAAUGGAAAAUUCAACACUAGCUGAUCAGCUAAAAAGGGAGGUGCGUGUGUUAUGCUGGGUUAUGACCAGUCCAACCAAUCAUCAGACGAAGGCGUUGCAUGUAAAACGAACCUGGGGCAAGCGUUGCAAUAAGCUUCUCUUUAUGAGCACUGCCAAGGAUGAGGAGCUAAACGCUAUCGCCCUGCCAAUGGGUGAGGGCCGCAAUUAUCUGUGGGGCAAGACCAAGGAGGCGUAUAAGUAUAUAUACGAGCAUCACAUCAACGACGCCGAUUGGUUCUUAAAAGCAGAUGACGACACCUAUACGAUCGUGGAGAAUAUGCGCUAUAUGCUCUAUCCCUAUAAUCCCAAAGCUCCAGUCUAUUUUGGCUACAAAUUUAAGCCGUAUGUGAAACAGGGCUACAUGUCCGGUGGUGCUGGCUAUGUGCUCAGCCGGGAAGCAGUACGUCGCUUUGUCGUAGAAGCUCUGCCCAAACCUGAACUAUGCAAAGAGCACAACUCAGGCUCUGAGGACAAAGAAAUGGGAAAAUGCUUGGAGAAUGUUAACGUUGUGGCGGGUGAUUCCCGUGAUAGCAAUGGCCGUGGUCGGUUUUUUCCAUUUAGGCCGGAGACUCAUAUGCUUGCGGAUCCUAAAGAAAAUGACUGGUGGUAUUGGCAGUUUAUGUUUUAUAAAACAGAUGAUGGUCUUGACUGUUGCUCAGAUAAUGCCAUUUCUUUUCACUAUGUGCCGCCUAUGUUAAUGUAUGUCCUAGAUUAUCUUAUUUAUGGUUUAAAGCCCUUCGGAAUAGACAAAAUAUCGCAAGCCUUGGCAGCAAAACUGAAAGUAGGUGAACUGACAAGGGCUACAGUUAAAAUUAACGAUGCUAAAAGUGAAUCUAACUAA